CCCAGCCCUCCUCGCUGCUCUCCUCCACACGCACAAAACGCUCUGUCAUGGCGUCUUCCAACAAUGUUACCCCCACCAACUGUGGCUGGUGGCCAAUCUCCGCCAUGGACGAGGACGGCAAAGUCCCAGACGGGGACGAGUGCGAGGAGCCCACGGCGGAGAGCAAACCUUUCAACAAAGACAGGCUGGUUUUGUACCACUGGACGCAGUCCUUUACCUCCCAAAAGGUCCGUCUUGUCAUCCACGAGAAGGGGCUGGUGUGUGAGGAGAGAGAUGUGAGCUUGCCACUGCAGGAGCACAAAGAGCCAUGGUUCAUGAGGCUGAACCUUGGCGAAGAGGUGCCUGUCUUCCUCCACGGCGACAACAUCAUCAGCGACUACAACCAGAUUAUAGACUACCUGGAGACCAACUUUGUCGGAGACACAGUGGCCCAGCUGAUUCCAGAUGCAGACUCGCCCAUCCACGAGCGUGUGCAGCAGUAUCGUCAGCUACUGGACGGGCUUCCGAUGGACGCUUACACGCACGGAUGCAUCCUCCAUCCAGAGCUCACCCUCGACUCUAUGAUCCCAAAGUACGCCACCGCUGAAAUACGUAGACAUCUGGCCAAUGCAGCAACAGAGCUGAUGAAGUUAGACCACGAGGAGCCCCAGCUGACAGAACCAUACCUGUCUAAGCAGAAGAAACUCAUGGCCAAAAUCUUGGACCACGAUAACGUGAACUACCUGAAGAAGAUUCUGGGAGAGUUAGCCAUGGUUUUAGAUCAGGUGGAGGCUGAGCUGGAGAAAAGGAAACUGGAGUAUCAAGGUGAAAAGUGUGAGUUGUGGCUAUGUGGACCUGACUUUACACUAGCUGAUAUCUGCCUGGGAGCCUUGCUGCACAGGCUCAAGUUCUUGGGACUUUCUAAGAAAUACUGGGAGGACGGCAGUCGGCCCAACCUGCAGUCUUUUUUUAUGCGUGUGCAAAAACGCUACGCUUUCCGCAAGGUCCUGGGCGACAUCCACACAACACUCCUAUCCGCAGUGCUGCCUAACGCCUUCCGGAUGGUAAAAAAGAAGCCGCCGUCCUUCUUCGGGGCCUCCUUUCUAAUGGGCUCCCUCGGAGGGAUGGGCUACUUCGCCUACUGGUUUUUAAAAAAGAAAUACAUGUAGUGAAUGCUU
Messenger RNA from Nerophis ophidion (straightnose pipefish), 1157 nucleotides. It is a transcript of the gene gdap1l1, whose product is annotated as ganglioside induced differentiation associated protein 1-like 1. The record is from RefSeq and is a predicted model, not a curated record. The transcript is spliced from 6 exons. NCBI's taxonomy places the organism in Eukaryota, Metazoa, Chordata, Actinopteri, Syngnathiformes, Syngnathidae. The coding region runs from base 48 to 1148 and encodes 366 amino acids.